Molecule: messenger RNA, 4593 nt
Organism: Hyla sarda
Lineage: Eukaryota; Metazoa; Chordata; Amphibia; Anura; Hylidae
Gene: IPO5
Product: importin 5
Exons: 26
Coding region: 200-3484 (1094 amino acids)
Biological process (GO): protein import into nucleus
Cellular component (GO): nucleus; cytoplasm
Molecular function (GO): nuclear import signal receptor activity; protein binding
Source: RefSeq, a predicted model, not a curated record
ACGCGCCACGGGCCCCGCCCCCUGCCAAUCUGGCCAAUGGCAUGCCGGAGAAUGUCCAGCGUGUGGGGCGUGUGAGGUCAGAGCGCGGCCCGGCCAGUGUCCCUCCUCCGUGGCCCCGCCCCCCGGCAGGCAGCUCUCCGGCCCGCGCUCAGUGUCGCGCCCUCUUUCUCGCUCUCUCCCCGUGUGUGGAGCUGCGGACAUGGCGGCCGAACAGCAGCAAUUCUAUCUGCUCCUCCAGAACCUGCUGAGCCCUGACAACGGCACCAGGAAGCAGGCCGAGGAAACCUAUGACAGCAUCCCUGGGCCAUCAAAGAUCACUUUUCUUUUGCAAGCUGUUCGAAAUGCUGUGGCUGCUGAGGAGGCCAGGCAGAUGGCAGCUGUACUACUACGCCGCCUCUUGUCGUCAUCCUUUGAAGAAGUUUAUCCAUCCCUUCCAGCCGAUGUGCAGAAUGCUAUCAAAAGUGAACUUCUACUUGUCAUUCAGUUGGAAUCUCAGUCCAGAAUGAGAAAAAAGAUCUGCGAUAUAGUUGCAGAGCUGGCUAGAAAUUUAAUUGAUGAUGAUGGCAAUAAUCAAUGGCCUGAAGCAUUAAAGUUCUUAUUUGACUCUGUGAACUCUCAGGAUGUAGGACUUCGUGAAUCCGCCCUGCAUAUUUUCUGGAACUUUCCUGGUAUUUUUGGAAAUCAGCAGCAGCACUACUUAGAAGUGAUCAAAAGAAUGCUUGUGCAGUGCAUGCAGGACCAGAAUAAUCCUGGGAUCAGGACUCUUUCUGCUAGAGCUGCUGGUGCAUUUGUUCUGGCCAAUGAACACAACGUUCCAUUAUUGAAGCACUUUGCUGAUUUAUUACCAGGCAUCCUACAGUCAGUAAAUGAAUCCUGUUAUCAGAAUGAUGACUCGGUCCUGAAGUCUCUGGUUGAAAUAGCAGAUACUGUUCCUAAAUAUUUGAGGCCCCAUCUAGAAGCAACAUUACAGUUAAGCUUGAAGUUAUGUGCAGAUGCCAGCCUGGGCAACAUGCAGAGACAAUUGGCCCUUGAAGUUAUUGUGACACUUUCUGAGACAGCAGCAGCUAUGUUGAGGAAGCAUACAAGUAUUGUCGCCCAAGCUAUACCACAAAUGUUGGCAUUGAUGGUAGACUUGGAAGAUGAUGAAGACUGGUCAAAUGCUGAUGAGUUGGAUGAUGACGAUUUUGACAGCAAUGCUGUAGCUGGGGAAAGUGCCUUGGACAGAAUGGCCUGUGGCUUAGGUGGAAAAAUUGUUCUCCCCAUGAUUAAGGAGCACAUCAUGCAGAUGCUACAAAACCCUGACUGGAAGUACAGACAUGCUGGUCUUAUGGCAUUAUCAGCCAUUGGAGAAGGUUGUCAUCAGCAGAUGGAGGGCAUCCUUAAUGAGAUGGUCAACUUUGUUUUGCUCUUUCUUCAAGACCCGCAUCCCAGAGUGCGUUAUGCUGCGUGCAAUGCUAUUGGACAGAUGGCCACUGACUUUGCACCUGCUUUCCAGAAGAAAUUUCAUGAAAAGGUGAUUGCAAGCUUGCUUCAAACUAUGGAAGACCAAGCCAACCCCAGAGUCCAGGCCCACGCUGCUGCUGCUCUUAUUAAUUUCACUGAAGAUUGCCCAAAGUCACUCCUUGUUCCUUAUCUGGAUAAUUUGGUUAAACAUUUGCAUUCAAUUAUGGUGGUCAAACUACAGGAGUUAAUCCAAAAAGGCACAAAGUUGGUUCUGGAACAGGUGGUUACUUCAAUAGCCUCCGUUGCCGACACUGCUGAAGAGAAGUUUGUUCCUUAUUAUGAUUUGUUCAUGCCAUCCCUGAAACACAUAGUGGAAAAUGCUGUACAAAAAGAGCUGCGUCUUCUUAGAGGGAAAACUAUUGAGUGUAUAAGUCUUAUUGGUCUAGCUGUUGGCAAAGAAAAGUUUAUGCAAGAUGCAUCCGAUGUAAUGCAGCUGCUGCUGAAGACUCAGACUGACUUCAGUGAGUUGGAAGAUGAUGAUCCUCAGAUUUCAUACAUGAUCUCUGCAUGGGCUCGUAUGUGCAAAAUCCUCGGGAAGGAAUUCCAACAGUACCUUCCUGUGGUCAUGGGACCUUUAAUGAAAACUGCUUCCAUUAAACCAGAAGUAGCUCUUCUUGACACUCAAGACAUGGAGAGCAUGGGAGAUGAUGACGGAUGGGAGUUUGUUAAUCUAGGAGACCAGCAAAGUUUUGGUAUUAAAACUGCUGGCCUUGAAGAAAAAGCGACUGCUUGCCAGAUGUUGGUUUGCUAUGCUAAAGAGCUGAAGGAGGGAUUUGUGGAGUACACCGAACAAGUUGUAAAACUAAUGGUUCCACUCCUUAAAUUUUAUUUCCACGAUGGUGUAAGAGUUGCUGCUGCAGAGUCUAUGCCACUUUUGUUGGAAUGUGCAAGAGUACGUGGUCCUGAGUAUCUCACCCAAAUGUGGCACUUCAUGUGUGAUGCUCUUAUAAAAGGAAUUGGAACAGAGCCAGAUUCUGAUGUCCUGUCUGAAAUAAUGCACUCAUUUGCUAAGUGUAUUGAGGUGAUGGGAGAUGGAUGUUUAAACAAUGAACACUUUGAAGAACUUGUAGGCAUACUAAAGAGCAAACUAGAAGAGCACUUUAAAAAUCAAGAACUAAGACAAGUAAAAAGACAAGAUGAAGACUACGAUGAACAAGUUGAGGAAUCAUUGCAAGAUGAGGAUGACAAUGACGUUUACAUUCUGACUAAAGUAGCAGACAUUUUGCACUCUAUAUUCAGUAGCUAUAAAGAGAAGGUGUUGCCAUGGUUUGAACAGCUGCUGCCAUUAAUCGUUAACUUAAUUUGUCCUCAUCGGCCAUGGCCAGACAGACAGUGGGGACUCUGUAUCUUUGAUGACAUCAUUGAACACUGUAGCCCCACUUCAUUCAAAUAUGCCGAAUACUUCCUGAGACCUCUGAUACAGUCAAUCUGUGAUAGCAGUCCAGAGGUUCGUCAAGCAGCUGCUUAUGGUGUCGGUGUGAUGGCACAGUUUGGGGGAGAGAAUUAUCGGCCUUUCUGUACAGAAGCUCUUCCACUUCUUGUUGGGGUUAUACAGGCCCCUGAUUCUAAAGCCAAAGAGAAUAUCAAUGCCACAGAAAAUUGCAUCUCCGCUGUAGGAAAGAUUAUGAAAUACAGACCAGAUUGCAUUAAUGUGGAUGAAGUUCUGCCUCAUUGGUUGUCAUGGCUGCCACUGCAUGAGGACAAAGAAGAAGCCAUUCAUACUUUUAACUUUCUUUGUGACCUUCUUGAAAGUAACAAUCCUAUUGUGCUAGGACUCAACAACUCAAAUUUACCCAGAAUAUUUAGUAUUAUAGCAGAUGGAGGAGUCCAUGAAUCCAUUAAAAGUGAAGAAUUAUGUGGCAAAAGACUUGCUAAUGUAGUACGACAAGUUCAGGCAUCUGGAGGACUGUUCACAGAAUGUGUAUCACAGCUGAAUCCAGUUCAGCAGAAGGCUUUACAAGAUCUCCUGAGUGCUGCAUGAAGACUUCUACUGGUGGCAUAAAUCAGGAAAACUAACAUAAAAUAAACUUACCUCUUCUGUUUAGGUUUCUUUAUUUUUUGUUUUCAGAAAAAGGAGCACAGUAGUGUUUGUAAGCAGUUUUUCUGCAGGCUAUGAGGUUGGGAGAAUUGCAUUGUACCCCAGACUGGGGAAAAAACACAUUAAAUGGAUUCUUCUAGAAAAGACGGAGGCUCCUUGCAGGCCUGUAACUCUAAAUGGAUUAUUUUAUUCUAUCCUCAUAUCUCCUGUUAUCCACUUUUGUGGAUAUGGAGAAACUGUUUACCAUUGUCUUCAGUUAUCAAUUAGAAGUAUGGUUUCUCUAGAUGAAUUUUAAGACUCAUGGACUUAGAUCUGGUGUAUCUAAAGGGCCUACAAAGCUUUUAAAAUGGUACUCCCCAUGCCAUUUGCAGAAGUGGUAUGUCGAGUUCAUAUUAGCACGAUGUUAUAAUCGUCAAGACAAAUUUGUCUCCACACUGUAUUAACACAGAAGUUUGUAGAAUAAGACUUUUGCCCUAUUAUUGGAUUCAUUUUCAUUAUCAUGGUCAAGAAAAUUAAUUUUGCACAGAUUUAUAAUGGUAUAUUUUUAUUAGUUUUGGUCACCCAUAGUGCCCAAAUAAUGUGGUUUGGCAUAGGACAACAUUUAGCUUCAGGCCCUUGAAUGUGAAGUGUCUUUUUGGCAUGUCUGGCAAUAUCUUUCACUCUUCAAUAAACAAUGACAUUUAAACACCAGUCUGAGCAUGGGACCACUACUGUCUCACUUUAUUCAAUUUGUACUUGAUCAUGUGAUUUUGUUUGGAGCACUCAGAUAAAACAUACUCUGCAUGUGAGCAGUUUAUAUUUUUUUGCUGACUUAUAGGUUUAAUUUUUUUUUUACGUUUCUUAUAUACGUUAUGUUAUAUAGGAUGCCUUUAUUUUCAAAGAUGCAUUCAUUUGAGUUUUAUAGUUUUCUGAUACAUAAAAAUAAAUGUGUACAAUUAUGAAUUUUGCAUUAGCAUUAACACCUCCAACUUUCUCUUGUAUUAUUAGUUCAGUUUAUGCUGCAACGAAAAAAAGCCAGACAUUUUUUCUGCAUUAAAUGCCACAAAAAAUAA